Fundulus heteroclitus (mummichog) is the source of this 1354-nucleotide messenger RNA. RefSeq names its product radical S-adenosyl methionine domain containing 2 (gene rsad2). Lineage: Eukaryota; Metazoa; Chordata; Actinopteri; Cyprinodontiformes; Fundulidae. The record is from RefSeq and is a predicted model, not a curated record. Gene Ontology annotation, cellular component: endoplasmic reticulum membrane; endoplasmic reticulum; lipid droplet. The transcript has 6 exons. Bases 93 to 1157 code for a protein of 354 amino acids. Gene Ontology annotation, molecular function: 4 iron, 4 sulfur cluster binding; catalytic activity. Gene Ontology annotation, biological process: defense response to virus; positive regulation of immune response.
GGCGCAGCCAGCUGACCGCCUCCGGGCUCCGCCGGUAUAAAGAGCCGCCCUGCAAGACCAGGCAGUCUGCAUCCUCACCAUCAGCUGACAGAAUGCUUCUCUCCUCUCUGUUCGCCUCUCCCAGAGCCGUCCUGGAGCUCUGCGUCCACUCCGUCCUCUGCAUUUUUGCGAGCGUCUUUUCCAAAGUUCGCUUCUUGUACAGGGGAGCCUGCAGGGGCGCACAGCCGCUGGUGUCCGCCGUGGACAGCCGACCGGAGCAACGCGCAGAGGACAACGCGACGACCCCGACCAGCGUCAAUUAUCACUUUACCCGCAAAUGCAAUUACAAAUGCGGGUUCUGUUUCCACACCGCAAAAACCUCCUUCGUCCUUCCUUUGGAGGAAGCCAAGAGGGGACUCAAACUUCUAAAAGAAGCAGGCAUGGAAAAGAUCAACUUCUCCGGAGGGGAGCCGUUUCUGCAUGAAAGGGGAGACUUCCUGGGCAAAAUGGUUCAGUAUUGCAAAGCGGACCUGCAGCUCCCCAGCGUCAGCAUUGUCAGCAACGGAAGCAUGAUUAAAGAAAAGUGGUUCCAGAAAUAUGGAGACUUUUUGGACAUCUUGGCCAUCUCAUGUGACAGCUUCGAUGAAGAAACCAACCAGACGAUCGGCAGAACUCAGGGCAGGAAGAGUCACAUCGAGAACCUCUACAAGAUCCGCAGCUGGUGCCAGCAGUACAAGGUGGCCUUCAAAAUCAAUUCAGUCAUCAACAGCUUCAACGCUCUGGAAGACAUGACCGAGCAGAUCAACCAGCUCAAUCCCGUCCGCUGGAAGGUUUUCCAGUGUCUGUUGAUUGAUGGAGAGAACGCUGGCGAGGCAGCGCUGAGGGAGGCUGAGAGGUUCGUCAUCAGCGAGCAGCAGUUUCAGGAGUUUCUGGACAGGCACAGCGCCGUCUCCUGCCUCGUUCCAGAGUCUAACGAGAAGAUGAGGAACUCUUACCUGAUCCUGGACGAGUAUAUGCGUUUCCUGGACUGCCGAGAGGGAAGGAAGGACCCGUCCAGGUCCAUCCUGGAUGUCGGAGUGAAGGACGCCAUCAGCUUCAGUGGCUUUGAUGAGAAGAUGUUUCUGAAGAGAGGGGGGGUUUAUGUGUGGAGCAAAGCUGACAUGAAGCUGGAGUGGUGAUGUUCUGCUCUGCUCACUUAUUUAAUGUCAGCUUUUGCAUGUGUGUGUGUGUUUUUUUAAUGUGUUACAACGUUCAGAUGUGAUUAUUGUAAGUAUUUUAAGGUUAAGAUAAGCUCUGAAUAUGUUGCUGUUUAAUUUUAUUGUAUAUUAUAAUGUUCCAUGAAAAUAUUAAAUAAAGUUUAUUUUUGUCUACUGGA